Molecule: messenger RNA, 1035 nt
Organism: Laccaria bicolor S238N-H82
Lineage: Eukaryota; Fungi; Basidiomycota; Agaricomycetes; Agaricales; Hydnangiaceae
Exons: 6
Coding region: 1-1035 (344 amino acids)
Source: RefSeq, a predicted model, not a curated record
AUGACCCCAUCUCCAUUCUUCUACAGAGGUUGGGAGGCCUGGGGUAAAGACAACUUCCAAUCGUUGAAGGCUAGAUUCGAUGCAGAGUUUGAGCCUGCGAACAGACUCAAGAAAAAUUGCGUCAAGGAGUGUAACAAGUUCAAGCAGCAAGAAUUUGCAAAACUCAGCGAGGACAAAAAGGAUAAAUGGUCCGAAGUUGUUCGCUCAGAGUGGGAAGAAGCAAAGCGGCUCAUCGAGGAGUGGGGUUCGAUGCCAAGGUUACUCGAACCAGCUGACGCCCAGAAAAGGGGUGGGCGAGGCAAUUGGGAUGCAUGUUACAGUCCUCAUUGGGGGGCCAGAGCCCAAAGGCAGGGACAAUUGAAUGUCAUCAGCAUGCACUAUGGGGUGGACAAGCAGGCAGUUCCGAAAGUCUGGGAUCAUGCGGAUAAGGCCGGCUACAAGCUCGUUUUCGUGCAACUCUUUUACUCAUAUUAUACUGUCUCAGCACCAGAAGAACAAUGGGUGCACGCCAUGGAAAAGGAUUCCCUUCAAGACGAUGCACUGCAUCCCAUGAAUUCACCAUCCAAUACCUCUCAAGCGCCCUUACUGUCCAGUGCACCGAAGGCCUCGGAGUUGGAGUUAAGUGCACACACUGGCAGGAAACAUAAGCAAAGUGUCAAAGGAAAAUAUGGGAGGAAGAGUGAGAAGCAGAAGAAGCAAAAGAAGAUACACACAUUCGUGGUGUCUGAUGAUGAUGAAGACGAGGAUGACGAGGACAACAGCGACAAGGACGACAAUGACAAUGAUGAUGAGGAAGAAUUGGACAAAGAAAAGGCAGGCAAUGAUGACAACAAUUCCGGCAAUGAUACACCAACAGUAGCUGCGCCUGAUGGUUGCCAUCUCAUUCAAUCAGCCCAGCUUGACCAAUCCAUACCACAUUCCCCUCGCCCCUCAUGGUACACCACCAUCUGGCCCAACGAGAACCCCCAUUGGUCAUGGCCCAGCUCCACCAUCCCAACCAACGACACCUCUAGCAGCAACUCAAUGGCCUCAUAA